AGUUAGAGUUACUGAAGUUAGUUUUUUACCUUGAAUAUUUAUAAGACUGGUAUGAUUAGCAUAUGUUUUACUUUUUUUGCAUUUUGUGUAUGCAAUAAUAAGGCCUAGUCUUUAAUAAAAUACAUACUAAUAAGUCCGUUUAUUAUUCUACAAUGAAUUGCAAGUUUUCAGAAUAAUUAACUUACAAAGUUGUUCAAGACCACCGUGACAGGACAAGUUGAAAAGUUGAUUAUACAGUUGUUGUGCUCGUAUCAGUUAUUAGUUUUAUUACGUCGUCCAAAGUUCAAAAGUUCAGUCAACUUUGGUAAAGUAGGAAGUGACUUUCUUGAGUAAUUUGUUUUAAAAUCGUUGAGUGAAGAAGAAUGCUGGAAGUUAGGGAGGCGCAGCCGGUGAGCGAGGCGGAGCUGCGGGCGUGCUUCCCGGAGCCGCCGCGCGGGCCGCUCGAGCCCUUCAGGAAGAAGGCCUCCUUUGACUGGCGCCGCAUGAAACUCGCCUAUGACUCCAUACAAGCUAUUAGAACAAAGAAUAAAAUAUGGAGUUUUAUGGAGGCGCACCCCCUGUUCAAACACGCGGAGGCCACACCAACGCUGGACGAGCAGAGACACAUCACCACCAAGCGCAUGUAUGUUAUCCACAACGCAGACCUAGUGCCCUUGGAAGAGAUAGCCAUGCAUCCACGGUUGUUCCAAUCCUUCACAGAGGCCAUGUUCAUGUUUGACAGCUCGCUGGCCAUCAAGCUGUCCCUCACCUUCCGCAUGUUCUCCAACACUAUCCGUGGCAGCGGCCGGGACCACCACUUCCCGCUCAUUGAGGCGUGCGACGAGGGCAGGAUCGGCGGGUGCUUCGCGCUGACGGAGAUCGCGCACGGCUCCAACGCGAGGGGCAUGCGGACGACAGCCACCUACGAUCCGGACCAGCAAUGCUUCAUACUGCAUUCGCCCGACUUCGAGGCCGCCAAGUGCUGGGUCGGCUCGCUGGGUAAGUGCGCGACGCACGCGAUCGUGUACGCGAUGCUGGUGUCGAAGGGCAAGAACCACGGGCUGCACUCGUUCGUGGUGCCCAUCCGCGACGCGCGCACGCUGCGGCCGCUCGCGGGGGUCACCGUGGGCGACCUCGGCGAGAAGCUCGGCCUCAACGGCGUCGACAACGGAUUCGUGAUGUUCAAUAAGUACCGGGUGCCGCGCGAGGCCGCGCUGGACAAGCUGGGCGGCGUGGACGAGAGCGGCGCCUACCGCACGCCCUUCCGGGACCCCGCCAAGCGGUUUGGGGCUUCGCUCGGUAUCCUUUCGGGUGGGCGCGUGCACAUAACAUCGAUCUCGACGAACUACCUGCAGAAGGCCGUGGUGAUCGCCGUGCGCUACUCCGCCGCGAGGAGGCAGUUCGGGGAGGAGGGCGCCGCCGAGGAGACUCCAGUGCUGCUCUACCAGCAGCAGCAAAUCCGGCUGCUGCCGUACCUGGCGGCCACGUUCGCGAUGCGCGUGUUCUGCAACUGGUUCGGGGAGGCGCACGUCCGGAUGUCCAUCGAUAAUAUUAUGGGUUCGGAGUCGGCUGCGCUGGCGGCGGCGCGGGGGGUGGAGAUGCACGCGCUGUCGUGCGCCGCGAAGCCCGCGUGCGGCUGGGCGGCGCGCGACGGCAUACAGAACUGCCGCGAGUGCACGGGCGGACACGGGUACCUUAAAGCCGCCGGCAUCGGCGCGCUUCGCGACGACAACGACGCCAAUUGCACGUACGAGGGCGAGAACAGCAUGCUGCUGCAGCAGACCAGCAACUGGCUCCUCAGUGUUUGGGCCGACAAAGAACGACCGGGCUUCGCCGACACGCCGUUCGGCUCCGUACGGUUCCUCGCCGGGGCUCAGGGUUUACUGGCCGAGACCUGCAAGUGGACCGGCACGGAGAUCGUGCAACCGGCCAACGUGGUGCACAUGUACGCGUGGCUAACGACCUACAUGCUGAAGCUGACCGCGGAGAAGGUGUCACGACUCAAGGGUCAGGGCAAGAGCAGCUACCAAGUGAGGAACGACUCGCAGUCCUACACCGCCGUCACAUUGUCAGUGGUCUACGGGGAGCAUUUCAUCUUGAAUCACUUUUACAAAACGGCGCUCGCGUUCGAAGAUGCGGCGUGUAAGGCCGUGCUGCUGAAACUGGUGGCGUUGUACGGCGCCUUCAUGCUCGAGAGGCACAUGGCCACUUUAUACAUUGGUGGGUUCUUCUCCGCGAAUCAGGGCUUGCUCCUGCGGGAGGGGAUCCUGUCGCUGUGCGCGGAGCUGUCCUCCGAGGCGGUGUCUCUGGCCGACACGCUCGCGCCGCCCGACUGGUGCCUCAACUCUGUGCUCGGAUAUGCCGACGGCGAGGUGUACAAGCACAUCCAGGACGGCAUCCUCACGUACCCCGGAGCGCUGGCGCGGCCGCAGUGGUGGCGCGACGUCGUGCACUGGGACACCUACGUCCCCGCCAAGCUGUAGACACACACACACACACACACAAACAGCUGGGGGCCGAUUUUUGGAAGACACUCGAAAAUCGGUGGAAAACAGCAAAAUGCAACUUUUUGAAAUACGAGCGAUAGAAAUUGGGAAUAGAGUGGUAUUGACCCACUCGUUUUCAAUUCUAUUACCUAGUACAAUUUAAAUGCCGGGUACUGGAGAUAUUAAUUGAACGAAAUACACGAAAUGGAGCGGUCGAAAUUCAAAAAUCGGCCCCUUGGUAUAGUCCAUAAAAUACAAGGAGACAUCACAAUUUAUAAAUUAAUACUUUCCGGGUGCUCGGACUUAAUAAAAAUGUACAACAAUUGUAAUACCUUAAAUGAACAAAAAUACUCCAUUAGAAACCUUUCUUCUAUUGAACAAUCUUUACCUUCUAAAGGCCAUAACAGACUAUCGCACCGCACCGCGAGCUUGGAGCGAUUCUAGGAAUAGCUCGUACUGGCGUGGGCUUUCACACUAUCGCACCGAACCGUCAAAACGGUGCGAUCCUAGCUUACAGACUGCCGAACACGUGCGCCAGUGUUGCCAAGUGUCCCAUAUUUCCGUGUUUUUCAACGAAUUAUUGCAAUGGAAUCCUUUAAGAUUGAAUUUAAAUUAAUGUGGUUCCGCUUUUGUAGAGAUAGAUGAAGAGCGUGAGUUAAUAUAAUGCACCUUGAUCCAUGAAAAUCUUAAAAAAUCUGUGUCUUUUUAAAGCACUGCUUCCGCAUUUUUGUUAUUUCAUCGAUUGGCUACAUUGCCGUCCACUGUCAUAAUUUGAAAAUGACAGCUGUCAAUCGGUGCGAUGGAGCUUACACACUAGCGAAAUUGGUGCGGAGCGCACCAGUAUUAUUAUUCCACUGUCAUAAUUUGAAAAUGACAGCUGUCAAUCGGUGCGAUGCAGCUUACACACUAGCGAAAUUGGUGCGGAGCGCACCAGUAUUAUUAUUCCACUGUCAUAAUUUGAAAAUGACAGCUGUCAAUCGGUGCGAUGCAGCUUACACACUAGGGAAAUUGGUGCGGAGCGCACCAGUAUUAUUAUUACCUGUCAGUUGGUGCGACGUGCAUACCCACCGCACCGCUAUUAAUAAUAAUUAUGUGCGUUGGAAGCUUACACACUAUCGAUAAAUGCGCCGCACCGCACCAAGGUCGCGGUCCGGUGCGAGUCUGUUACUACUUUAAGUCCAAUAUAAUACGUAGGUAUGUAAUAAUUAUCACAUUAGCUACUGACAAACGAUGUAUGAUGCAUUCCAUUGUUAUUUAUUUAUAUAUUUUAUGAUAAAACGAAAGAAUAAUAAAAAACUAAAGGUAAUAAAAUCCCUGUUGUAUUCCUAUCUGUCCCCGCCUCGGCCACGUGGUGCGGGGACAGACGUUAUAAUUGGGAAUACGACAAUGGCGCCUUAAAUUACUUAUUUUACUGAUUCUGUUCAAUACUGAAUUAUAACUACUAUUUUUAUUUGUUAUUAAAAAGACAGAUGCUUUUAAAAUAUUCAGAAUGAUGCUCAAUAUUUUCUUUGUUAUAAUAACUUUACUAUAUAGUUAUAAUAAGUAGGUACGUAUAAGUAAUAAUUUUACAAUCGGAAUACAUUUUUGUUACUAAUUAAUCCACCAAGAUAUACAAUUAUACACGGUUAUGGUUACCUAAUAAAUGUUUUAUACAA
Molecule: messenger RNA, 4120 nt
Organism: Cydia fagiglandana
Lineage: Eukaryota; Metazoa; Arthropoda; Insecta; Lepidoptera; Tortricidae
Gene: Acox3
Product: peroxisomal acyl-coenzyme A oxidase 3
Exons: 14
Coding region: 363-2462 (699 amino acids)
Biological process (GO): fatty acid beta-oxidation using acyl-CoA oxidase; lipid homeostasis
Cellular component (GO): peroxisome
Molecular function (GO): fatty acid binding; pristanoyl-CoA oxidase activity; FAD binding
Source: RefSeq, a predicted model, not a curated record